Messenger RNA from Acanthosepion pharaonis, 828 nucleotides. The record is from the annotation of a GenBank genome assembly. Lineage: Eukaryota; Metazoa; Mollusca; Cephalopoda; Sepiida; Sepiidae.
AUGUUCAUUCUUUUAAUUAUGUCUGUCCUAUUUCUGUUUUUGCUUUGUUUUCCGUUUCCGAUUUUCCUUAAUUCCUUCAAUUUAUUUUCAGUCUUUUCUUUCUAUCCCCCUUCCGAUAUUGCCUUUUUAUCGUUUUCCAUUUCUUUCUUUAAUUUAGCCUCUGUGCUAUUUUUUCCUUUGCACCUCUUGCUUUCUGUUCACUUAUCUAUCUUUUCCUCGACCGUUUUGUUUGUUUUUUCCACCCCACCAUCUUUCUUUCGUCCACUAUUUUUUUUUUUUUACUUUCAGUCUUUCUGUGUCUUCUUUUUUCCUUUCAUUCAUUCCCUUUCAUUUAAAUUUCGCUUUUUUUCUUUUAAACUAAUUUCUGUCGCAAUUGAGCGCUUCUUGGACUUGCUUCUUAUAAACUUUUCCUCCUCCUUUCACCAUCCUUAUCCUCUUUACUUUUUCUCUCUCUCUCAUUUUACAGAAAUCUCUUUAUUUUGCUUAUCCUAUUCCUCUUUUCGUUUCUUUUUGUCUAUCUUAUUUGUUGUUCGCUAUUUUUCAUUCUUCCCUUCCCAAUUUCCUGUUUGGGCCUCCAUUCCACUGGCUAUUAAACGCCCUGUUUUUCUUCCCAUCCUGGACAGCUACUUUGAUAAUUUUUUUCUUUUCUUUCUUGGUAUUUUUCUAUUUUUUCUUUUUUUCCUUUUAGAGCUUAAUAGUUCUUAUUUUCUUUUCAACGAUUUAUAUUUUCCUAUCGUCUUUCUUUUUUUUUUUCUUUCAAAGCUUGUAUUUUCCUAUUUUCUUUCGACGCUUAGUAUUUUUCUAUUUUCAUUUUUCAGAGCUUCUUAG